GAUACCGUAGAAGUAGUCGACUGUUCAGUAGGUCAAUGAUGAUGAAACAUUGCGGAUAUCUUCCCAAUCAUCUCAUCUUCACUGCCUCCCUGACAGUUGUAUUGAACCCCUUUUUUUCGCGCCCAUGGCUUCCGAAAACAACACCGGUGACACAUUGCGGGAUGUGAGCUUCCCGUAUCAGGCCUUUUCUAGCCAAGCCAUUUGGGUCGCAUUGCUUCUUGGCGCCGUGCCUAUCCUCCUGUCCUUCGUCCAAGACAAGACGUACAAUGACGGGCUCCCAAUCGUCAACCGAUAUUUCUCCCGGGAACCGCAUUUUCUGUCACGGCUGCGAUGGGCCGUUGGGGCUAGGAAGAUACUGGCCAGCGCCAAGGAAAAGUUCGGAGAUCAACCGUACCGGCUCGCCCGCGGUGACACCGAUGUCGUCGUCCUCUCGCCCGACUACAUUGCCGAGCUGAACAAGCUUCCCGUGGAGGUCAUUAGCUCGCGACAAUGGCAUGCACUGACAAUGCUGGGUGAUGUGACUGGCAUAAGCAUUGUGCGGCGGACGAGCUACCACGUCAAGAUAUUGCUGAGCCGGAUCAGUCCAGCACUGCCGGAGCUUCUGGAGCCGGCUGCCGAGCGCGCCUGCAGAGCACUGACGCGUCUCCUUCCCCAAGACCCUGAGGCUCCAUGGACUGUCAUAGACCCUCUGGACACCUUUGUCAGGUGUGUAAGCGAGGUUGUCUCUUUGGUCCUGUACGGAGCUCCGACUUGUGAUGACCCCGAGCUUGUGCAGUUGUGCCACGAGCACACGAAGCAUUUAUUCACCAUUGUAUUUGUCCUGCGCUGGAUCCCUGCGGCUCUUCAACCAUAUGUCGUCUGGCUACUGCCCGCAAAAUGGUACCUUGAGAAUGGCUGGAAGGUGAUCGAGGCACGUAUUGUUCCUCUGAUCAAACAGCGCAUGGAGGAAUUUGAAAAUGGCCUCCCGGCAAACCCGGACAUGGUCUCAUGGAUGGUGAAAGACGCUCGAUCAGCCCUACAGAAAGACCCAUGGUCCCUCGCCCGCCUCGCCGGCACUCUCACAGCUGGCGGCACCUACAGCACGGCUAACUUCGUGGUGGAAACCCUCUGCGACCUCGUUGCCCACCCUGAGCUUCUGGAGGAGGUGCGUGAGGAAAUCCGUCUCCAACACGAAAAGUGUGGCGGAGUCUGGGAUCAGGCCGCCUUCAACGCGUUGGACAAGCUCGAGUCCGCGAUGAAGGAAAGCAGUCGUCUCGCGCCAAGCGCUAUGCUGCUGUACGGGCGUGUUGUUGGCGAGGACUUCACUCUCCCUGGUGGACUCCGACUCAGCAAAAACCAGAAGAUCGCCGUCUGCGCUAACGACAAGGCCAUGGAUCCAGAAAUAUUUGAGGACCCGGAGACAUACAGGGGCCGACGUUUCUAUGAUGCCGAUUUAGCAAGCCACCGCGCGCAGCCUUUCCGCCAUGUGGAUCCGGUGCUCUUGACCUGGGGCUCAGGCCGCUGGGCGUGCCCGGGCCGAUUUUUCGCAAACAUGACCGCGAAGAUCCUGUUGGUCAAACUCCUGGAUGAGUACGAGUACAAGUUUCCGAAAGGAAAGCGGCCGCCUAAUGCCAUGAUGCAUGAGUUCAUUUUGUUUCAUCCUCUAGGGAGACUCUCCGUUCGCCGAAGAAAAGAGAAUCUGGGGAUUCGUUUCUGAGAUCACGGAAGUUUCCCGGAUAGAGUGUGGGCGAGUAUUUAGAUCCAUCCAGUCGACCGAAACACUGUUUUCCUUCGAGUGGUCUUCGAAGAAACCUUUCGCAUUAACGGUCACUUAGCACAAAUCAACGAUGUUUUCUUUCAGUCCUCACGUCGAGUUUUAGCUACAAUAUACACAUGAUAGAUUUGAUUGCGCCAA
Molecule: messenger RNA, 1894 nt
Organism: Diaporthe batatas
Lineage: Eukaryota; Fungi; Ascomycota; Sordariomycetes; Diaporthales; Diaporthaceae
Exons: 3
Coding region: 125-1696 (523 amino acids)
Molecular function (GO): oxidoreductase activity, acting on paired donors, with incorporation or reduction of molecular oxygen; monooxygenase activity; iron ion binding
Source: RefSeq, a predicted model, not a curated record